GUGAAGCCUUUUAGUAAGAAGGGAGCAGUUCAGUUCUUCACUCUGGUGGCUUCCACCUGACCCUGAGGCAAUUUAGCAAACAGCCGUAGCCUACAAGUUUCCAAAGGUUGUCUUUGCCUUAGAUGGAGCCCAAAGAAGGUACUGGGAAAGAAAACAUGGGCACCAAGAAAAAGAAUCUGACCUUCCUGAGGCCUAGGCUCUAUAUGCUGGAGAGAAGGAAGACAGACACAGUGGUUGACAGCGGUGUUUCUGGGGACCACUCUGGUACUUUGAGGAGGAGUCAGUCUGACAGGACCGAAUACAACCAGAAACUACAAGAAAAGAUGACUCCGCAGGCCGAGUGUUCAACUGAGAUCUUAGCUCAGGAAGAAGAGCCUCAGAUGCAGAGAAUGAUGGCAAGGCGUUCAAAAAUCAUCAAGGAGCUGAUACAGACGGAAAAAGACUACCUCAAUGAUCUAGAGCUGUGCAUUAGGGAAGUGGUUCAGCCCUUGAGAAGUAAACAGAUUGAUCGGCUGGAUGUGGAUAGCUUGUUUAGCAACAUUGAGUCCGUGCAGCAGAUAUCAGCCGAGCUGCUGUCAUUGUUGGAAGAGGCCACAACAGACGUGGAACCUGCCAUGCAAGUAAUCGGAGAAGUAUUCUUGCAGAUUAAAGGGCCACUGGAAGAUAUUUAUAAAAUCUACUGCUACCACCACGACGAGGCACACAGUGUACUGGAAUCCUAUGAAAAGGAAGAAGAGCUGAAGCAACAUUUGAGCCACUGUAUCCAGUCCUUAAAGAAAAUAUACAUGCAAGAGGGCAAGCCAAACUUACUGGACAUGGGCUCUUUGAUGAUCAAACCAAUCCAACGUGUAAUGAAAUACCCUCUACUGCUCUGUGAACUCCAAGGCUCCACCCCUCCCUCUCAUCCAGACUUCAGGGCACUCGGGGAUGCCUUCACUGCGGUGAAAGACAUCAAUGUGAACAUCAAUGAAUUUAAAAGACGGAAAGAUUUAGUUCUAAAAUACAAGAAGAAUGAUGAGGAUGAAUCACUUAAAGAUAAAUUGUCUAAACUAAAUAUUCAUUCAAUUAGCAAGAAAUCAAAAAGAGUGACAAAUCAUCUAAAGAUUCUGACCAGAGGAGAAUCACAGGUGAAAGACGAUACCUUUAAUAGAGAAGAAAAACUAUUUAGAUCUUUAGAAAAGACAGUGAGGCAGUGUGUGAAGAACAUUUCACUCUGUCUUCAACACAUACAGGAUGCCACGCCCUUAGCGCUGCAGAGUGCAAUGGAGCUCCAGGAGAUCUCUGGCAACAAAGAUAAGGAGGAGAGGAGCGAUUCAGAGACCCUGAAUAAUGCCCUAAAUCACUGUGGGGACUUCGUGGCCCAUUUACAGAGGCUUGUCCUGAUGCCUCUGUCAGCCCUACUGUCCUUAUUUCCCGGGCCUCAGAAGCUCAUCCAGAAACGCUACGACAAAUUGUUGGACUGCAACAGCUAUUUACCACGGGCAGCAGGAGACGAGUCAGACUUGGCCAAAAAGGAAUACACGGCCCUCAAUGCCCAGCUUGUGGAGGAGCUCCAGGUGUUCAACCAAGCUGCCCGGAAGAUUCUGUGGAACUGUCUGUGUAGCUUCAUCACUGUCCUUGGCGACCUGACACUUGUGGCUCAGCAGGCUUAUUCCACAGUGGCGCCGGUCCCACUGCUGGCAUCAAGCAUCUCUGAAAUUCAGAAUCGAGUACUAGAAGAGGUUCAAAAUCUUAAUUUUGCAAAGGACAACAGUGCCACUUUUAUUGAGAGGAAACUUAGUUUUGAAAAGAAGAAGCCUGUGCAAAUUCUGCCUGAAGCGCUGCGUCAAACUGAUGCUCACCGCUCCAAACUUCUGUCCACAUACAAUAAAGAAGAACUCUACCAAGCGAAGCGGAAGUGCAAUGCUACACAAGAAUAUGACAUCAAUCUUCUGGAAGGGGACUUGGUGGCUGUGAUGGAACAGAAAGAUCCACUGGGGAGCACAAGCAGGUGGCUCGUUGACACAGGAAUUAUAAAAGGAUAUGUGUAUGCCUCCUUCUUAAAACCCUACAAUCCAGCGAAAGUACAGAAGGCGGAUGCUGAGAACAGGUUCUGUGAUGACGAUUUUGAUAACAUCAGCCUCUUUGUGUCCUCACGGCCAGCUAGUGACAGUGUCACAGGCACCCCAGAAAGUAGUGUAAGUGAGAGCAGCUCAUCUCUUAGUGGCACAUGUGGAAAGUUUGAAACAAACGGCACUGAUGCUGACAGUUCUCAAGAGGUAGAUGAACAGGUUUUCUAUGCAGUUCAUGCUUUUCAAGCACGAAGUGAAUAUGAACUCAGCCUUCAGGAAUACCAAAGAGUUCACAUACUUAGAUUUUGUGACCUAAGUGGCAAUAAAGAGUGGUGGUUGGUUGAAGCUCAAGGGCAGAAAGGAUAUGUGCCGGCUAACUACCUUGGGAAGAUGACUUAUGCUUAAGAAAAGAAGCCCUCAACUUUUGUUUUCUGGCAGGUUAUUAAUGGACUACCUCAUAAAACCUACAAAAUGUUGGCCUAGAAAUUGAGAAACCUCCAAACUACAUGAACUGAUACUGUCUCAAGCUUUAAGGAAGACUGCUUCCUAACAAAAUAUUUCAAAAUGCAUUCUGAAGAAUACAUGUUGAGGGAAACACUUAAACACAAACAGCAAAACAAACAUCUCCCGCUCCAGCUCCCAACUACUUAAAAAUGGAGAUCUUUGAUAAGUAUUCUUUAUCACCAUGAAAG
Molecule: messenger RNA, 2743 nt
Organism: Suricata suricatta (meerkat)
Lineage: Eukaryota; Metazoa; Chordata; Mammalia; Carnivora; Herpestidae
Gene: ARHGEF38
Product: Rho guanine nucleotide exchange factor 38
Exons: 14
Coding region: 123-2456 (777 amino acids)
Cellular component (GO): cytoplasm
Molecular function (GO): guanyl-nucleotide exchange factor activity; protein binding
Source: RefSeq, a predicted model, not a curated record